Molecule: messenger RNA, 2220 nt
Organism: Jatropha curcas
Lineage: Eukaryota; Viridiplantae; Streptophyta; Magnoliopsida; Malpighiales; Euphorbiaceae
Gene: GR
Product: glutathione reductase
Biological process (GO): cellular response to oxidative stress; glutathione metabolic process; cell redox homeostasis
Cellular component (GO): cytosol; mitochondrion
Molecular function (GO): flavin adenine dinucleotide binding; glutathione-disulfide reductase (NADPH) activity; NADP binding
Source: RefSeq, a predicted model, not a curated record
UCCCUUCCACCACAACCACGCAUGGUCUCCCCGCCCAAAAAUGGCAGCUGCUUCUUUUACUACACCAAAGAUCACCUCUCCGACUCUCCAAUCUCUCUGCAAGAAGCUCCCCCUCGCAAUCCCUUUCUCUUCCUCCUUUCUCUCUCUUCCCAAAACCCUAACCUCGUUCCCUCCUCGUCCCCUCAAUCUUCAUCACUCCCUUCCCAAUCGACGUCAUUUCACCGUUCGAGCAGACUCCGAUAAUGGCGCCGAACCUGCUCGCCACUACGAUUUUGACCUCUUCACCAUUGGCGCCGGCAGCGGAGGCGUCCGUGUCUCUCGCUUCGCCGCUAGUUUCGGUGCUUCUGUUGCUAUCUGUGAACUUCCGUUCUCCACCAUAUCCUCUGAUACCACAGGAGGUUUCGGCGGCACGUGUGUCCUUCGUGGUUGCGUACCAAAGAAACUGCUCGUUUACGCUUCAAAAUAUUCUCAUGAUUUGGAUGAGAGCGGUGGCUUUGGAUGGAAGCAUGAGACUGAACCAAAGCAUGAUUGGAGCACUUUAAUGGCUAAUAAAAAUGCCGAGUUGCAGCGCCUUACUGGUAUCUACAAGAAUAUGCUAAACAAUGCUGGUGUCACAUUAAUUGAGGGCCGUGGAAAGAUUGUAGACCCACACACAGUUGAUGUUGAUGGAAAACUCUACUCAGCACGACACAUAGUAAUUUCAGUUGGAGGUCGCCCCUUCAUUCCUGAAAUUCCUGGAAGUGAAUAUGUGAUUGAUUCGGAUGCUGCACUUGAUUUGCCCUCAAAGCCUGAGAAAAUUGCAAUAGUUGGUGGAGGUUACAUUGCCUUGGAGUUCGCUGGUAUAUUCAAUGGUUUGAAAAGUGACGUCCAUGUAUUUAUACGGCAGAAAAAAGUAUUAAGGGGAUUUGAUGAAGAGGUCAGAGAUUUUGUUGCACAAGAAAUGACUCUAAGAGGAAUUGAGUUCCAUGUGGAGGAGUCACCUCAGGCUAUUAUUAAAUCAGCAGAUGGUUCCCUGUCACUGAAGACCAACAAAGGAACAGUUGAGGGUUUCUCACAUAUCAUGUUUGCAACAGGACGCAGGCCUAAUACAAAGAACUUGGGAUUGGAGAAAGUGGGGGUAAAAAUGACCAAGAAUGGAGCAAUAGAGGUUGAUGAAUACUCAUGCACAUCAGUUCCUUCCAUUUGGGCAGUUGGAGAUGUUACAGAUAGAGUGAAUUUGACUCCAGUUGCUUUGAUGGAAGGAGGAGCAUUGGCAAAAACUCUGUUUCUGAAUGAGCCAACAAAACCAAAUUAUAGAGCAAUUCCAUCUGCUGUGUUUUCCCAGCCACCAAUUGGACAAGUUGGUAUUACUGAAGAACAGGCUAUUAAAGCAUAUGGUGAUGUUGAUAUCUACACAGCAAACUUUAGGCCUUUGAAAGCCACUCUCUCAGGGCUUCCAGAUCGGGUUUUCAUGAAAUUAAUAGUCUGUGCAAAGACAGACAAAGUUCUGGGGUUGCACAUGUGUGGAGAAGAUGCAGCAGAAAUUGUGCAGGGAUUUGCUGUUGCUGUCAAAGCUGGCUUGACUAAAGCAGACUUUGAUGCUACCGUAGGUGUUCACCCAACAGCUGCUGAGGAGUUUGUCACAAUGAGGAAUCCUACACGACGGCAUCGAGGUCCUCCUUCUGAGGGAAUGGCAGGUCAGGAGGUUAAAGCUGCUGCAGGGGUUUAGUGCAAGUCAUGCUGUACCAUAGAGCAACUCCUUUAUGGUAGAGACUGAGAAAUUGCUGGUGAAAUAUCUGUGUCGAAUCUGAAGUCAAUAGUGAUUUGUGAUCGAUGGCUGAUGAGGAUGCAUUGAUGGCGAAGUUGUCCUGUUGGGAUUUUGGAGUAACAAGAGGAAAAGUUAAUGUUACUUUUGGAAGGAAUGUGUAUCAUAUUGCUGGAAUUGGCUAAUAGGUUUCGGCUUCUGGACGAGAAUCAGCAUGAACUGUGAUCUGAGACUCGAAUCCAGUUCCAAAAUAUUUUUUGGAGCUCAUUUUCUUUCUUUCAGUUUUGCAUACCACAUCACAAGACAGUUCAUCUGUUAUGCUUAUAGAUGUAUAAUUUUCACUUCCUGUCAAUACUUUUUACUAUUUCUCGCCUGCUUUUUUAUUUAUUAAUAUUUUCAUUUUUCCUUUUAUUUUUCUGAGAAUGGACUGCUAGUGCUUGGAGAAUAAUAUAAUUUGGUUUAUUCGGUUAAUUCAA